Camelus dromedarius (Arabian camel) is the source of this 1590-nucleotide messenger RNA. It is a transcript of the gene NME7, whose product is annotated as NME/NM23 family member 7. Gene Ontology annotation, cellular component: centrosome. Gene Ontology annotation, molecular function: nucleoside diphosphate kinase activity; ATP binding. The record is from RefSeq and is a predicted model, not a curated record. Gene Ontology annotation, biological process: CTP biosynthetic process; UTP biosynthetic process; GTP biosynthetic process. The transcript has 13 exons. Lineage: Eukaryota; Metazoa; Chordata; Mammalia; Artiodactyla; Camelidae. Bases 126 to 1331 code for a protein of 401 amino acids.
GGCGCCUCGCGCAAGAGUCCGGCAGUAGGCGGAGCUGUGUUGCCAGAGUAACCCGGCGUUGGUGUUCGUGUUCGCGUCUUCCUGUCCCGAAGAUACCUGUUUCCUUGUGCGGAUAUUCUGAGGCGAUGACUCAUAGUGAAAGAUUCGUUUUCAUUGCAGAGUGGUAUGAUCCAAAUGCUUCACUAUUUCGACGUUAUGAGCUUUUAUUUUACCCAGAGGAUGGAUCUGUUGAAAUGCAUGAUGUAAAGAAUCAUCGCACCUUUUUAAAGCGAACCAAAUAUGAAGACCUUCACUUGGAAGAUUUAUUUAUAGGCAACAAAGUGAAUGUCUUUUCUCGUCAACUGGUGCUAAUUGACUAUGGGGAUCAGUAUACAGCUCGCCAGUUGGGCAGUAGGAAAGAAAAAACAUUAGCCCUGAUUAAACCAGAUGCAGUGCCAAAAGCUGGAGAAAUAAUUGAAAUAAUAAACAAAGCUGGAUUUACUCUAACCAAACUCAAAAUGAUGACACUUUCAAGGAAAGAAGCAACAGACUUUCAUAUAGACCAUCAGUCCAGGCCCUUUUUAAAUGAGCUGAUCCAGUUUAUUACGAGUGGCCCUGUAAUUGCCAUGGAGAUUUUAAGAGAUGAUGCUAUAUGUGAGUGGAAGAGACUUCUUGGACCUGCGAACUCUGGACUGGCACGUACAGAUGCUCCUGGAAGCAUUAGAGCCCUCUUUGGAACGGAUGGCAUAAAAAAUGCAGCUCAUGGCCCUGAUUCUUUCGCUUGUGCUGCCAGGGAAAUGGAGUUAUUUUUUCCUUCAAGUGGAGUUUGUGGGCCAGCAAACACUGCUAAAUUUACUAACUGUACUUGUUGCAUUGUGAAGCCCCAUGCUGUCAGUGAAGGACUGCUGGGAAAGAUCGUGAUGGCCAUCCGAGAUGCGGGUUUUGAAAUCUCUGCUAUGCAGAUGUUCAACAUGGAUCGGGUUAAUGUUGAAGAAUUUUAUGAAGUUUAUAAAGGAGUAGUGCCUGAGUAUAAUGAAAUGGUGACAGAAAUGUAUUCUGGCCCUUGUGUAGCAAUGGAGAUUCAACAAAAUAAUUCUACAAUGACAUUUCGAGAAUUCUGUGGACCUGCUGAUCCUGAAAUUGCCCGGCAUUUACGUCCUGGAACCCUCCGAGCAAUCUUUGGUAAAACUAAGAUCCAGAAUGCUGUCCACUGUACUGAUCUGCCAGAGGAUGGCCCGUUAGAGGUGAACCUUUUACCUGCCAGGCCCAGGUUUGGACUUAGGCAGACCCCAGGUGACCAUCACAACCCGCGCUGCCCAAAAGGUUCAGUAUUUCUUCAAGAUCUUGGAUAACUAGCAGUACAGAAAUUAAGGAAGUCACAGGUUGGGGCGUUUAGACGAGAGUGAAUCACGCACAUGAGGAGUGUUCAUUCUUUUAUUGUCCAUUGUUUUAACCUGACUGAAUACAAGACCAACAAGAGCACUGUACUCCUGGCAAUUAUGACAGAUGUUAGAACACGGGUUUUUGCACUGUAGACGACAUUUAACACCGGUCUAUGGGGUACUGCAUUGCUUUUUAUAAAGUCCAAAAUAAAGAUUUAUUUUCAAACAA